Molecule: messenger RNA, 5061 nt
Organism: Panicum hallii
Lineage: Eukaryota; Viridiplantae; Streptophyta; Magnoliopsida; Poales; Poaceae
Product: 1-phosphatidylinositol-3-phosphate 5-kinase FAB1A-like
Exons: 11
Coding region: 313-4878 (1521 amino acids)
Biological process (GO): phosphatidylinositol phosphate biosynthetic process
Cellular component (GO): endosome membrane
Molecular function (GO): ATP binding; 1-phosphatidylinositol-3-phosphate 5-kinase activity
Source: RefSeq, a predicted model, not a curated record
UCCUCCCAGCCAGGGCCAGGCCAGCAGAUAGGAGUAGUGGGCUCCACCUCCGAUCCUAUUUCAUUUCAUUUCAUCCACCUCCGCCUCCUUCCUUCUGCUGCCUGCUUUGUUAGCUUUCAUUCGAUCCUCCUCUAGACUCAUCUCCAUCAUCAGCCUGCUUCGUUCUUUCUAACCUUGGUUUUGCAUGCAUGCAUCGGGAUUUCUAGCUUCUUCAUGCGCGAGUUUCUUCUGGCUUUCGGUCCUUGGAUGCAGCAACAUCAUAUGUAUCGCCAUCAUCACAGUUGUUGAUCGAGCUCCAUUAUAUUAUUUGCCAUGAUCCUGCUGCACGCAAGGGACGACGCCCUCCUUGGUGCUAAUCGUCCAAACCAUCUGCUGCUGCAUUCUCAUCCAUCUCGGGAUGACACCCUGCUUAUUACCAGUGGUGAAUCUGAAUUAUCGGAUGACGCCAGCAUCUGGAUACCGCCUGAGGCAGCCGACGACAAGGAACAUGAUGGGGCGACGACGACGACUCACCACCAUCAUGCUGCGUCGGAUACUACGUCUGACGACACUACAGCAGAAGAAGACGAGGAUGAGGAUUCUGAUGACGACGAUUCUGAUGAUGAUGGUGGUGGCAGUUUCAGCUGGUGCCAGCAGCAGCAUCCCACCAGCAGCAGCUACAGGGAGGAGCGGCAGAAAGCCAUGCUCAGAGCCAUGAACGGCCAGCUGAAGAUGCUCGCCGCUCGCUUUCUAGAGUCGGCUGGCAUCCCUGCUGCUUUCCACCAAUUGCAAGCAGGCGCAGACGACGCCUGCUGCUGGCUUGACAUCGUCACCUCCCUGUCCUGGGAAGCCGCCCUUCUUAUCAGGCCUGAUGCCACUGCCGGCAACGAGAUGGACCCUUCCUCUUACGUCAAGGUGAAGUGCCUAGCAUCUGGUACGCGGCGCCAAUGUGAGGUCAUCAGGGGCUUAGUCUUCAAGAAGAAUGCCGCCCAUAAGCACAUGCCCACCAGGUGUCACAAUCCCAGGCUGCUGCUUCUUAGAGGAGUCCUCGGUGAUUCGGAUGUUGGCUUCUCAUCAUUCAGUUCCAUAGAGCAGGAAAAAGACCAUCUGGAGAAGUCUGUCUGUAAAAUGAUGCAGAUUUGCAGGCCAAAUGUUGUCAUGGUCGAGAAAACAGUUUCACGCGACAUACAGGAGCUUCUCCUCGAGGAAGGCGUCACUCUGGUGCUUGAUAUGAAGCUCAACCGGCUGCAAAGGAUCGCUCGCUGUUCUGGCUCUCCCAUACUCUCCUUCUCAGAGGUUCUAAGCAAGCCAAAGUUGAAGCAGUGCGACUACUUCCAUAUCGAAAAAGUUACCGAGGAGCACAACCAUACCGUUGAAACUGGAAAGAGGCAAUCUAAAACAUUAAUGUACCUGGAAGGCUUUCGCAAGCCAUUGGGAUGCACAAUAUUGCUACGGGGAGCGAAUAGUGAGGAACUGAAGAAAGUCAAGCAAGUCAUGCAGUACACAGUGUUUGCAGCGUACCACCUUGUUCUUGAGACAUCCUUCUUCGAAGAUCAGAGGGUAAUAUUGAAUAAUAAAAAUGCUUCCAAAGAAGAAACUUCUAUCAGUAGUAACUCGGAAUCAUCAGUAAUACGUCACGGAAUCCCUGCUCCCUCUAUUGGCUCUCACCCUGUCGGUCCUAAAGAUAAUGAUGCUUCAGCAAGUAAACUGUAUCCCUUAACUUCUAGUGAAUCAGUAGAAGAACCCACUAAAGGGAAGACAGUUGCCGUUUCUUCAACAAAAAUCGAAGAUCUAAAUUCACUUGAGAAGGGAUUCCCUAAUGAGCUCCCCGAGGGUCCAGCCAUCUAUUAUGAUUCUAAUCAGGCACUUCCUUCUGAAAGACUAGUAUCGUCAGUCCCAGGAUCGCCAAGAAGAUCCAUUGAUAUAUUACGUUAUCAGAAUAUUUAUUUACCAGUCACUUCUUCUCAAGAGGCAACUGAUCAUCAGAAAGAAGACAUGCUUCAAGACAUGGCAAGUAAUGGUGUACAUAUUAGCCCGAAUGUCAGCGUACAAGUUGGUUCUGGUGAGAAUGUGGAUCACUUGAGCAAUCCCCAGAAUCAAGCAUCCACUGAAAGCAAUCAACAAAUGGCAUUGGAUGAUCUUUCGGUUAGUGAGCAGCCAUCAACUCCAUUGGAAAAUGGGGAACAACAAAGCACCAGCUACGUUAGCGGAGACAAGACCUCAGAUAUAGACGAAGUGGAUGAUGUCUUGGAGUCGCAGAGCAUACUUAUUUUGUUGUCCAGCCAAUGUAUCACGAAGCAAGUUAUCUGCGAGCAGAGCCAUCUAUCCCGUAUAAAGUACUAUGGAGAUUUUGAUGUCUCCUUAGGACGAUAUUUGCAAGACAUUUUGCAGAAUCAGAAUCUCAGCUGUUCCUCAUGUGGAGAACCUCCAGAGGCUCACAUGUACUCGUACACUCACCGCAAUGGGAAUCUGACUGUUCUUGUGAAGCGUUUGCCUAAAUACUGUUUACCUGGUGAAUCAGAAGGAAAAAUUUGGAUGUGGACUAGAUGUCUAAGAUGUGAGCAUGAAAGUGGGAUCUCUAGAUCAUCACGAAGGGUGCUAAUGUCAGCUGAAGCACACUAUCUUUCGUUUGGGAAGUUCCUUGAACUCAGUUUUUCCAGCCAUUCCACUGCUAGAAGGUUAUCAAUAUGUGGACAUUCGCUGAAUAAGGAUUGCCUGCGCUUUUUUGGGUUGGGCUCCAAAGUUGCAAUGUUCCAGUAUUCAUCAGUCGAAAUUUACACUGCCUCCAAACCACAGCCUACUCUUGAGUUUCACAACCCCAAUGCUCAUGAAUGGUACGGGCAAGAGGUAAGAAAUGUUCUUGCUAGAGGAGUCAUGCUUUUCUCUGAAGUCACAGGGUUACUACAGAACCUGAAGGAUCAGUUUUCUGAGGUGGUAAUCUAUUGUGGCUCCUUGCUUCCUAUUGAAGAGUUCUCCCAACUUGAAGAUAUGUUGAUUAAAGAGAAGUCCGAGUUCAUGUGUACUCUAGCACAGGCAGUUGAUCGAAGUGGGGCACCAAGCUCUGUGCAUGAGAUCCUUAGUGUAAAUUGGCUCUACCAGGAUCUUCUGCUUGAACUAUAUGUGUGGGAUCGCCGGCUGCAUCAACUUGUAGAGUGCAUAUCUGCUGAAAGAGAAAGAAUGGGAAUUAGCGUCAAGGGAACUUCUGAAUUUACAGGUGACCAGACUGCAGUAGUUGCUGAAGCAGAUGGUGUUACUGAAUGUGCAAGCAACAAAGUGUCCUUCGAGAAUGGAUGUAUCGAGACAGACAAGUUCAGUGAAUCAGGGACUGGCACAACCUUGCUUGAUGAAAAUGCAUGGGAUAAGCAUUAUGAAGAGCAACUUUGCACAAAAGUGCCUAGUCCAAAGCAAGAGCCCUUGAGGAUUCCGCAGCAGUCCGGACUUCCCCCAUGGGAUGACAGGGAAAAAUGGGUUUGGAACCCAUUGCAUGAGUCCAGAUUGGCUUACAGGCAGGAACUUGAGGUUGGAUGUCUGGAAAGGUUCGAACUUGUUAACCACUAUUGUCCAUCUCAUCUAUCCCCCUUGCACAGACAUAAUCAAUCUGGUGAGGAGGUGGGUUCUCCACGGUUCACAGUAGGUCCAUGUGGCAGCGUCUUGUGUGUAUCAGAGGAUGAGAUAUCCAGCAUAAUAUCCCGUGCUCUUGCCAUAUCUGAGGAACGUCGUUACUUACUGGAUGCUAUCACUGAGAGUGCACCAGCAGACAGCAGGGUUGGAGAGCUUACUAAAACAAUGGAGAAGUCUUACAGCUCAGUAUCUGAAAGUUCCUCUGCUUCUUCGUCCUGGUCAUCGACCUGGUCGUCUUCCGGAUCUUCAGAUUCUGAGGCAAGCAUUUCAUCUGAUGACCUCUCCAGCUACGAUAGCUCGCUUCUAUCAUCCUCUCAACAUCCGGAAAUAUCUGUCAACGGGAGAGUAGCUCUCAAAGGGAAAUAUUCAGUAAUCUGUGUACACUCUAACCAGUUCUACAAUCUUCGAAAGAAAUGCUGUCCAUCGGAGCUUGCGUACAUUACAUCCUUGAGCCGUUGCAAGAAGUGGGAUGCUCAAGGCGGGAAAAGCAAGGCUUUCUUUGCAAAAACAGUGGAUGACAGGUUCAUCAUAAAGCAAAUAAAGAGGACAGAGUUUGAGUCCUUCAUAAAAUUUGCCCCUGAUUACUUCAAGCAUGUUUACCAUUCUCUGGACACUGGGAGCCAAACUUGUCUUGCUAAAAUCCUAGGAAUCUACCAGGUCAAGCAAAUAAGACAUGGCAAGGAGAUUAAGAUGGACCUGAUGGUGAUGGAAAAUAUCCUGUUUGGGCACAAUGUGUCCCGGACAUAUGACCUGAAAGGCGCCGUCUUUUCGCGACAUGUCUCUGACUCGAAUGACCAUGACACUGUGUACUUGGAUCAAAAUUUUGUGGAUGACAUGCGCAUUUCUCCAAUCUACAUUGGAGGAAGAACAAAGCAUCUCUUGCAACGGGCGAUCUGGAAUGAUACAGCUUUUCUCACUUCGAUCAAUGUUAUGGACUACUCUCUACUGGUGGGAGUGGACAAGCAGAAGCAUGAGCUCGUGUUUGGCAUCAUCGACUACCUGAGGCAGUAUACAUGGGACAAGCAGCUGGAGACAUGGGUGAAAACGUCUCUGGUGGUGCCCAAGAACGAAUCGCCAACGGUGAUUUCCCCCAGGGAGUACAAGAAGAGGUUCAGGAAAUUCAUGAGCAGGUAUUUCCUGACAGUUCCAGAUGACUGGAGCACGGAGAAUCGCCCGGUGUCCUGCAAAUCCUGUGCUCACGCCGGCAGCGCCAACUUGCCGGGAGUGGUCGACGAGAAACCUCCUCAGCAUCCAAAUCCAAUCGUGGCGUGUGCGUAGUUCUCUUUGGCUCCCAGGGUUUUUGAUGAGAGACUUCUUUUUUCUGGCUUAUUGUUACACAUUCAGCUGCCAAGUUGUCCAAAGUAUGCAGCUUUAUUCAAGGCAAAUUGUUGGAGCCACAAUGUGCCGAGGUCCACAACCACAAUACAUGUAAUUUCCCAGUUAAAACAUGAUUUAUAUCAA